Messenger RNA from Schizophyllum commune H4-8, 646 nucleotides. RefSeq lists its product as uncharacterized. NCBI's taxonomy places the organism in Eukaryota, Fungi, Basidiomycota, Agaricomycetes, Agaricales, Schizophyllaceae. The record is from RefSeq and is a predicted model, not a curated record. The annotation marks the transcript as partial. The transcript has 2 exons.
CUUGCUAUGAUCGUCGAUCACCCGUCCCGCGACAAUCUCAUCCUUUGCUUCUGCUAGACUGCUAGCUAGACGCUUGACUAGCCGAUAUGUGCUUUGACACGUCAAUCAUGUCUCCGAUGCCAUCCUAUGCAAGUCCUAUGGGCCUUCGCCGUAACGCAUCCACCGACCGGUCGACCCUUCUUAUAUCCGAAGCUUCCCACUCGCCAAACAGGCAGACAUCGUUUCACCUCAUGGCCCAUUUUGACUACCGACUCCUCAAGGCUCAGAAGACGCCGAGUAUAGGAGAAUGAAUACGAAGAAGAUACCCUUUUGCUUGGGGCGGUCCGCGCCGAUAGAGCCCUCCAAUGCGAUUGCGCGCCAGGCGGGGAACUGCGGGGUGCCCAGGAAGCGUCUUCUGGCAGGAGGCUACCUUCGAGCGAAAGACUGCGUAAGGUCUACCGAGUACACAACACCAUUCUUCAUGCUCCCGGCCUGUAGGAAGGUCGAGCGCGCGCUCCCCGCUUGCACUCCUAACCGCCAACCUGGCCCGACAUCUUUCUUUACUCCGCCAAAGCAUCCCCCAUGGCUACGGCUGAUUUACGACAGACCAAAAUCCGAUUACCGUGCCGACAGCGGAACGACUUCUACUCCCACCAACGCUUAUCGC